AUGGGGGCCCCCCCUGCGGGGGCCCCCCCAGUGGGGGGGGCCCCCCCAGGGGGGCCCCCCACAGGGGGGGCCCCCAGCAGCAGGCAGCCUAGCUCUGCUGCUGCUGUUGCGCUGCUGCAGGAGGGCCUGAAAUACCUGGAGGAUUUGCAUGUGGUGGAGCAGCAGCAGCAGCACGCGCAGAGACAGCUGACGAUGCAGCACCUGCUGAACAGCAGCAGCGACCCAGAGGGCCUCGCGGAUGCAAUAGAUCAGGCUGCUGCUGAGGAGACAGAAAGAGCAGCAGAAGCGGAGACAAGGAUUAAGGAGGCCCUCAAAGAUAAACAAAAAAGAAUAGUAAAGGAGACAGAAAGAGAACGGCUGAUUCACCCGAAGGUAAAGGACGUGUAUUUGUUAUCUCAUUUGCUGCUGCAGCAGAUGCAGCAGCUGCACGGGCGUGUGUUUCAGCCGUUUACGACAUUAGGUGUCGAUACACCGCAGGAGCUGCAGCAGCACAUAACAGCUAGCCAGCUAGCCCCGCUAGCAGCAGAGUAUGAGGCCCAGCUAGCUAGAGCCCCCCUACACCCCCCUGCUACAGACGGGAGACAGAGAAUACAAACCCUCGCCAGACCCGAUCCCCACGAUCCCAACGAUCCCAACGAUCCCAACAACCCUGUGGGGUUUGUCUCUCUUGCUCGCUUCUUUGAGGAGACAGCUGCUCUCCCCCAGCUGCUAAGAGAUGCAGGAAAUAUAAGCGGAGAUGAAGCAGCAGCACAGCAGCAGACUCUAACAGCAGCAGCAGCAGCAGCAACAGCAGCAGCAGCAAGAGACAGCAGCAGCAGGAACCAAGCCCCUCGUUCUAAGCCGCAUGCGCUGCAGCUUGUUGCUGCAGAAGCUGCGGAGACUGAGAAGAAGAAGAAGAAACAGAAACAGAAACAGAAAAAAAAAAAAUAA
Eimeria mitis is the source of this 930-nucleotide messenger RNA. RefSeq lists its product as uncharacterized. The transcript is spliced from 4 exons. Lineage: Eukaryota; Apicomplexa; Conoidasida; Eucoccidiorida; Eimeriidae. Bases 1 to 930 code for a protein of 309 amino acids. The record is from RefSeq and is a predicted model, not a curated record.